AUCAAAACAAGAGAGAAGCUGAAGAAUUCUGGAUUUAUUGAAGAUGAAUGUUUACUGUCUGCGAUUUGUCCCCGAGGAUUGGAGAGGCAUGCUGGAGACAAUUUGCAGCCUGGUGCAGCAGCAGGGGACAGUGAAUAGCAGUAUUGUGGGAGGUUUAUGGAGCUGGUAUAUUGCUCUCCUUUGGAGAGAAAGGUCUUGCAGGGUGUUCAACUCUUCUAGUAAAAGCAUUGAAGAAUUAAACCAGCAAUUGCAGGAAGAAAUUCAUUGUUGCAGCCUUGAAAAUAAAAAAUUGUAAUUUUCUUGUUUAUCUGAUAAACAAACU
Molecule: messenger RNA, 322 nt
Organism: Linum tenue
Lineage: Eukaryota; Viridiplantae; Streptophyta; Magnoliopsida; Malpighiales; Linaceae
Source: the annotation of a GenBank genome assembly